AUGUCUGUGAUGACUGCCUAUCGAGCUCGAAAAUUAGAGUCACUGUCAACGAUGACUCAAAUGUCACAAGAUGAAAUUCUUCAAAAUACCAAGACAGUAUCACAGGGAUUGGAUGCAUUACGUGAUGAACAUGAAUCGAUUCGUAAAAAUAUUUUAUCUACUUUAGAAAGUUUAACAGGAGAAGAAAGAGAUUUAGCAGAAGAAAAAAUUAGAAUAAUUGAUCAACAAUUAGAACAAAUAAAUCUUGGUUUAGAAGAAGCACAAACAAUGAGUGCACUUGCUCAAUAUUAUCAAAAUGCUGAAGCUGAAAAACAAAAAUUAAAAGCACAAGUAAGAAGAUUAUGUCAGGAGAAUGCUUGGUUGAGGGAUGAAUUAAAUGGAACACAGCAACAAUUACAAUUAUCAGGACAAUUAAAUGCACAAUUAGAAGAAGAAAAAAAACAUUUAGAAUUUAUGUUAUCAAUUAAAAAAUAUGAUGCAGAUCAACAUGAAAAUGAACAAAAAGAAUCAACAAUGGAACCAUCAGUUAAUACAUCUUCAACACUUCAAGAACUUGGUUUUGGACCAGAAGAAGAAGAUGAAUUAGUAGCUUCAACUAAUAAUUAUCCUCAACCUACACCAGCUAAUGCUAUGGCAGCUUCUGCUAAUGCUGGUUAUGAAGUCCCAGCUAGACUUCGUACAUUACAUAACUUAGUUAUUCAAUAUGCUGCUCAAGGUAGAUAUGAAGUUGCAGUACCAUUAUGUAAACAAGCAUUAGAAGAUUUAGAAAGAACUAGUGGUCAUGAACAUCCUGAUGUUGCUACAAUGUUAAAUAUACUUGCAUUAGUUUAUAGAGAUCAAAAUAAAUAUAAAGAAUCAGCUAAUCUUUUGAAUGAAGCUUUAAUAAUUAGAGAAAAAUGUCUUGGAGAAAAUCAUCCUGCCGUUGCAGCAACAUUAAAUAAUUUAGCUGUUCUUUAUGGUAAAAGAGGAAAGUAUCGUGAUGCUGAACCAUUAUGUAAAAGAGCAUUAGAAAUUCGUGAAAAAGUUCUUGGAGAAGAUCAUCCAGAUGUGGCAAAACAAUUAAAUAAUUUAGCAUUAUUAUGUCAAAACCAAGGAAAAUAUGAUGAAGUUGAAAAAUAUUAUACACGUGCUGUUAAAAUUUAUGAAUCUAAACUUGGACCAGAUGAUAUGAAUGUAGCAAAAACGAAAAAUAAUUUAUCAUCUGCUUACCUUAAACAAGGAAAAUAUAAAGAAGCUGAAAAUAUUUAUAAACAAAUUUUAACAUCAGCACAUGAAAAGGCAUUUGGACCGGUAUCAGAAAAAAAUAAACCAAUUUGGCAAAUUGCUGAAGAAAGAGAAGCAAGUAAAAUUGCUAAUAAAGAUCCAGAAACAUUUCCUGAUUAUAGUGGAUGGCAUAAUGCUGUAAAAAUUGAUAAUUUAACAGUUACAACAACAUUAAAAAAUCUUGGUGCUUUAUAUCGAAGACAAGGAAAAUAUGAAGCAGCUGAAACAUUAGAAGAUGUUGCUUUAAGAGCUAAAAAACAGUUAAUGGAAACAACCAGGCAGUCCAAAGGUUACUUUGGCACAAAGGGAAUUUCUCAAUCCACUCUAGAUGAGGUUUCUAAUGAUCAUAGUGUCAUGCAUCAAAUGAAUCCUGCUUUGUCAGCUUCUAUAAUGGAUGAUUCUUCAGGGUCAACACCUCAACGAUUAAUGUCCACUUCAACAUCAUCAUCAAAUAUCAAACAAAAACUUUUGGGAAUGCUUGGUGUACAAUCAUCACAAUCAUGA
Messenger RNA from Strongyloides ratti, 1767 nucleotides. Its product is annotated as Kinesin light chain. Lineage: Eukaryota; Metazoa; Nematoda; Chromadorea; Rhabditida; Strongyloididae. Gene Ontology annotation, molecular function: kinesin binding. Gene Ontology annotation, cellular component: membrane-bounded organelle; cytoplasm; kinesin complex. The record is from RefSeq and is a predicted model, not a curated record. The transcript has 4 exons. Gene Ontology annotation, biological process: microtubule-based movement. The coding region runs from base 1 to 1767 and encodes 588 amino acids.